AUGGACAAUACCGAUUACUCUGAGUUGAAACUUCUUUCAAUAUGGCAGUCGCCUCCGCAGAAGAAUCUGGCUAAAUUUGUGCGCCAGAUUAUCGGCUCGUUGAACAAUCGCACAUUGUACUACAUUGAUGCAACUAAUUCCUUUCCCUUACAGGAGUUCCAAAAGAUUAUAGCUGUUGAGCAAAAAGAAGUCUACGAUCGUAUACGAAUAAUCACCUGUCUUGAUCUUUCGGAACUAUCAAAGACCCUCAACCAAGUGGUACAAGUCCUCAAUAUUGAUAAGAUUCAACAGCAGCAACGGCGAAAAGAAAAAGACGGUGAGAACACAAAUGUUGAGAUACUCCUGAUUCUAAAUGGCUUAGAAAUCAUGUUUCGAAACACACAGAUGGAAUGCUCGCCAAGUGAAUCGCAUCUUUUAUUAAAAGACUUGUUACUCAAACUGAGAACUAUAGCCAACAAUUGCGAAGUAGGCGAACCCAUGUUAAGGACAGUCCUAACAUUUCCUAAAGAAGAACUUUUAAAGUUCAAUUCCUCAAAUUCACAGUCUCAUGGCAACAAACGCCUCAAGAGCACUAUCACGAACGCCAACACGUUGGCUGAAUAUGUAGCCAAGUUCUAUGCUGAUGAAAUAAAGUAA
This is a messenger RNA of Torulaspora delbrueckii, 636 nucleotides long. It is a transcript of the gene CSM2, whose product is annotated as Csm2p. The record is from RefSeq and is a predicted model, not a curated record. NCBI's taxonomy places the organism in Eukaryota, Fungi, Ascomycota, Saccharomycetes, Saccharomycetales, Saccharomycetaceae. The transcript has a single exon. Bases 1 to 636 code for a protein of 211 amino acids. Gene Ontology annotation, cellular component: Shu complex; nucleus. Gene Ontology annotation, biological process: recombinational repair.